AACGUCACGUGACAACACGGAAGUGACGCGGGGUGCUCAAAAGAGUUAAGCAAAGCAUCUGGGAACAAAACAUCAGCUAGCUGCAGCUUCAUUUAACAGCACGGACACAGAAGACAGUGCGGGCGGACGGUCAAGACACAUAACACAUCUGCAAAACGAACAUGAAUCCAGUCUACAGCCCUACACCCACGGGGGUCCCCUUCACCAACACUAAGGGUUUAGGCUAUCCAGCAGCUGGAUUCCCUGUUGGCUACGCCGCCGCCCCGGCCUACACCCCCAGUGUUUAUGCGGGGGCCAACCCGGCCUUUCAGAGCAGUUACGCUCCUGGCACUCCCUUCAAAAUGUCCUGCUCUCCCAACACGGGGACCGUCCCACCGUACUCCUCCUCACCGAACCCGUACCCCGCUGCUGUCUACCCGGUCCGGAGCACCUAUGCCCAACAGAACCCCUAUGCACAGGCGUUAAUACCGUCACAGCAACAGGGCACCUACUACACGCAGCCUCUAUACGCUGCGCCGCCACAUGUCAUCCACCACACGACGGUGGUCCAGCCCAACGGGAUGCCUGCAGCGGUCUACGCCCCUCCCAUCCCUCCCUCCCGCCCCAACGGCGUUACCAUGGGGAUGGUGGCUGGCACGACCAUGGCCAUGUCAGCCGGAACCCUGCUGACGACCCCAUCCCCUGCUCCCGUCGCCCCACACGCCGUCUCGAUGCCCACAUACCGGGCCCCCGGCACGGCCAGCUACAGCUACGUGCCCCCGCAGUGGUGAAAAAGCUCGCCACGUCAGCCGACGGUAGAUAUGCAUUCACACUCGACUUCAGUGUUUCCUGCUCUUGGUGGCGACCUGCCAAGCAGCGUCUGCAACCAGUUACUCUUCUUCCAGCAUAAUGUGAAUUUAAAACCCAACUAUGUAGAAAGAGGUCUAUUUGGAUAGGGAGGUGGACGAAGAAUAGGUCCACCCCCACCUCUUUAACGGCAUAAGGCUGCAUUCCACCACCCCUCUUCCUCCCUCCAGCGCCAGCACCUCCACAGCCUGCUGCAUAUCUCACAUAAAACUGCAACGCCUCCAUGCAAACUUUAUUAUUAUUAUUAUUUUUGUGGACUGGUUUUUAUAGCUUAAACUGUUGGAAAGGGAGUUUAUAAUUUUGUUUUAGGGGUUUACCUGUUGAAUGCAUGUGUGUAAUUAUAGAUAUAUGAAGUAACGCUAGCUCAAUCUACCUGCUGUGACAGAUGCAAAUCAACUAAUGUCCAAAAAAAACGAAAAAAUAUAAAGGUAGAAGUAAUAUUCCGCAACGCUAAAUCACCACAUUUUUAAAUGUGAACGAAGCAAAAGUAGGUCGUGUGUAACCGAGCUCAGACCAAACCAUUUUUUUUUAGUUUUUUCCAAGUGUUGCCGUGUUUUCCCGUCUUAUCGUUUAUGUAUUUUAGGAAAAAGAUGGGAGGUUGUUGUGCCUCUUACUGAUUCAUUAUUUCUUUUUUUAAUUUUCCCGCCCUCUUCUACGUUUUUUUUUUUUUUCUAAAAGAGUCCCCUGAAGCAGCUCCUCAUCAGAUGUUGGCGGUAAAACUGUCUUGAGGGAGGAAAGGAUUUCCACCCAUCUGAAAAAACGAAAGAAAAAAAAAAAAAAAGGUUUUGUGUGUACUGUAUAUGAAAGUGUCUUAAACUAUAAACAAUAAAAGGAAAAAAAUGGUGCCAUAACGUGAGAUGUGCUUAGACUUCUUUUAUUUAGACUCGGUGUCACUGUAGUGUUCUCGGGCAGCUCUGGCAUCCUGGAAAUCACUGCUAACGUCAUAAACGUAGGGAAAACCUUCAACUCUGAUUGUGAAUAGCACUACUGAAUGAAGGCACUAAGUCAACCAAACUGUUUCAAAUAUUUUAUCUUUUGACUUUGCCCGCUGUUUUACCUCAAAAAGGCUCCUCCACCCCCCAUCACUCUUUCAGACAUGCUUCUCUCUGUUGCCUCGGUCACCUCAGUUAAUGAUCUGUUUUGUAAAUGUUAUUUUUUUGUGAUUUUGGUUCAUGUUUUGUACUUUAAAGAAAGACCAAAAAUAAAAACAAAUAUAAGUAUAAUCAA
Messenger RNA from Oryzias melastigma (Indian medaka), 2073 nucleotides. It is a transcript of the gene fam168b, whose product is annotated as family with sequence similarity 168 member B. NCBI's taxonomy places the organism in Eukaryota, Metazoa, Chordata, Actinopteri, Beloniformes, Adrianichthyidae. The transcript has 7 exons. The record is from RefSeq and is a predicted model, not a curated record. Bases 162 to 770 code for a protein of 202 amino acids.